Messenger RNA from Lactuca saligna, 2479 nucleotides. The record is from the annotation of a GenBank genome assembly. Lineage: Eukaryota; Viridiplantae; Streptophyta; Magnoliopsida; Asterales; Asteraceae.
UAAUAAUUGUAAAAACUCAAUCCCGAACACCCCUUUGAUUUUUUUGCGCCUCUCUUUCCUCGACGAAUGGUGGAGGUAAGCAGUUGUUUUCACAGUUUUGACAUGUAGCGUACUUUAUUGUGGAAAAAUUGGAGCAAAAGGCCCCAAUUCCCAAAUCAAAAUGAUAACCAAAUGCUAAAUUUCAACCAACAUCCUUUGGGUUGCCUAUCUGCUUUCUACUCGCACCUCACCCAACAUAUGGUUUGAAUUUGAUGAUCCUUUUACUUUUAAUGUUACAAAAAAUCCAACUUUAUACUGUUCUCCAAGAUUUCUUGUACUUGGCCUAGGUGGUGAGUAACUGAGUAUCAUGAAAAUGUGGGAACAUAAUUCAUCUUCACCAUGGACUUCGAUUCUCUUUUGAUGAUUAUGCCCACUAGUGAACUCGGUUCCUUUGAUUCUCCGUGGAUUCAUCAGCUUCAUUGGUUUCUGCGGAUUCUUUGAAUUGCGUAAGGGGUAUGGGUUGGCUAACUAAAAUUUUAAAAGGGUCCAGCUCCAGCCAUAGAAUCUCAGAAGGUCGAUAUCAUGACAGAUAUGAAAACGAAGAAAUUUGGGAGGAGCCUCCUUCUACAGAGGAUGCAUUGUCAGACUUUGAUCAGGAAGAAAUUGACAGAGCUAUUGCGUUUUCCCUUGUUGAAGAAGAUGAGAGAAGUGCACUUUCCCUUGUAGAAGAUGACAAAAAAAGUACACGUUCAAGUGUACAUGAAGAAGAAGGCUCUGUUUCUUCUCUAGAAGAAGAUCAUAAUGAUGCAGUUUCAUCUCCAGAACCAGAAGUACGUAACAAAGGAUCAAAUUCUCCUUCUCAAGAAGAUCAGAAAGGAAAAAAAGUAAUUGAUGAAGAUCCUCAUUUGGAGGAAGAUGAGCAGCUUGCCAUGGCUAUUCAAGAAAGCUUGAACAUCAACAUGAACUCACCACCACGAAAUAGCCAUGGAAGCCUGUUUCCUCGUUUGCCAAGUUUCUUUCCAAGUGUAUACAGGAUAUGUGCAGGUUGCAAUGGUGAAAUUGGUCAUGGGAGGUUUUUAAGCUGCAUGGGAGGCGUUUGGCAUCCAGAAUGCUUCCGUUGUCAUGCUUGCAAUAUUCCAAUAUCUGAUUAUGAGUUUUCCAUGUCUGACAACCGUCCGUUCCACAAAUCAUGCUAUAAAGAACAUCAUCACCCAAAAUGCGAUGUUUGCAAGAACUUUAUACCUACAAAUGGGGCUGGUUUGAUCGAGUACAGGGCACAUCCUUUCUGGCUACAAAAGUAUUGUCCUGGCCAUGAACAUGAUGGGACCCCUCGAUGUUGCAGCUGUGAAAGAAUGGAGCCAAGAGACACGAAAUAUUUGUUGCUAGAUGAUGGAAGAAAGCUAUGUUUGGAGUGUCUUGACUCUUCAAUAAUGGAUACUCAUGAAUGUCAACCCCUUUAUCUUGAAAUCCAAGAUUUUUAUGAAGGGUUAAAUAUGAAAAUUGAGCAACAAGUUCCAUUGCUUUUGGUUGAAAGACAAGCUCUAAACGAAGCCAUGGAAGGAGAAAAACACGGUCAUCAUCAUAUGCCUGAAACUAGAGGACUUUGUCUUUCAGAAGAACAAACCAUCAGCACUAUAAUAAGGAGGCCAAGGGUAGGGGCAGGUAGAAUAAUAGACAUGUUUACAGAGCCUUAUAAACUUGUUCGUAAAUGUGAAGUGACAGCUAUUCUCAUUUUAUACAGUCUCCCUAGGUUAUUGACGGGUUCAAUUCUGGCUCAUGAGAUGAUGCAUGCAUGGCUCCGGCUUAAAGGAUACUCUAAUCUCCCCCCUGAUGUUGAAGAAGGGAUCUGCCAAGUUCUUGCUCAUAUGUGGUUGGAUUCUGAGAUCAUGGCUGGAUCUGGUGGCACUAAUGCUUCAUCAUCAUCUUCUUCAUCAUCAUCAUCAUCAUCUGUUCCUGUUUCAUCAAAGAAAGGGAAAAGGUCACAGUUUGAGAAGCAACUUGGUGAGUUUUUUAAACACCAGAUUGAGUCGGAUACAUCUGCAGCUUAUGGAGAUGGAUUCAGAGAAGGUAAUAAGGCUGUGCUCAAGUAUGGGCUUAGAAGCACUCUGGAACAUGUUAGACUUACUGGAAGAUUUCCUUGCUAGUCAACUGGAAAGUCAAUGGCUUUUGAGUGUUAAAAGAAGAAAAGAUGAAUAAAGAACUGUUCCCAUGAAUGGUUCCAACUUCCAAACCCUAUUUGGAAAGUGGCAUUACAGGAUUUUUGGUUUUUACUUUCUACAACUGUUGAUAUAUAGGGUAAAAAAUGAAAUGUGAUGAUAUAGAAUGACAUGUGUUUCUAUUUAUACAAGACCUCAGUUUAGCCCUUUCUAUUUUCUAAUGUUUUACUGCUUUACUAAAUGACCGAAAUGCUAUGUGGAAGAGGUUGCAGUUGCAUUGAAAUGAGACUCAACUGAUGUUAAAGGGACAAUAAAUUGUAAUCUUUUGUCCCAACGAAAGUGAU